AUGGGAGACGAUGGAUUCGGGCCUGCCGAGGCCCCACAAGACGACGUAAAGGACAAGGAAAAGUUGCUCCCCAUCGAGUUCCUCGCUCUCACGAAAGACGGCGCAGAACUCUAUCGCUACGAAAAUGACAGAUCUCCCGAAGAAAUCAAAAAGCCUCUGCUGACGCUGGAAGGCGUCGAGCAGGCAGCGUGGACUGCCGACGGACAAAAACUCGUCCUCGUCCGAAAAGACGCUCCCAACCGCGUCGACGUCGUCGCUCUUGACGGAAACAAAACCGUCUUCUCCUUCACAGGAGCGAGCUCGGUGGUGAAGUUUGGUUUGUCGCCUCGGGAGACUUUCCUGUUUGUGUGCUUCCGCCACGAACCUGCCGCCCACGAGAACUUUUGCUUGUAUCGCUUGGCUGACGGCGAAAAAGUGCUGAGUUUCACGCUCAAACAAAUCAACACCAACACGUGGCCGCCGCUGCGGUGGACCUCCCAGGAAUCGUACUGCUGUCGCAUGGUGACGAACGAGGUUCACAUCUUCAAAGAUAAUGUGUUUAACUUGAACCACCCGCACGACAGGAUUCGGUGCGAGAACGUCGUUUCCUUCUCGCCGUGCAACGAGAAGAAGAAGCCCGCGAACUCCGCACCGCGCGCCGAGGAGGCUGCAGGCACGAGUUCGGGAAAGGAGAAACCCGCUUCUGCGCUGACUUGCGCAGUCUUUGUCGCUGGUAGGAAAGGCGCACCUUCCGCCGUGAAGCUGUUCGAUUUGGCGAACGGCAGUUCGUGUCUCUGCACGAAAAGUUUCUUCCAAGGCAACGAAGUGGCGUUCAAGUGGAGCUGCGACGGCCGCGCCGUCCUCGCGCUCGUCCACACCGACGCGAGCGAGAAAAGCUACUACGGGUCCGAUGCUCUCUACUUCCUCAAGGCCGACGGGAGCUACGACAGCCAGCUGAUGCCCGCCGAGGAGGGCCCGAUCCACGACGUCCAGUGGAGCCCCUCGACGCUCGAGUUCGCGCUGUGCAAAGGCCCAAUGCCCCCGGAGGCAAGUCGCCCAAAAAGAAGAGAGAAGGGAGAAGAGAGAGAGAAGAGAGGGAGAAGAAUUUUGCUCUACGACGGCAGCAAGAAGCCCUCGGCGCCGAAACUCUCCUUCGGCCGGCGCAUGCAAAACACCUUGCGCUGGGAUCCGUUUGCGCGACUGCUCUUCACCGCCGGUUUCGGAAACUUGGCGGGCGACGUGGAUCUGUGGCACAAACAGCAGAAGAAAGUUAUCGCCAAAGCACAGGCGCCUUUUACGGUCACAUGCGACUUCACGCCUGACGGGCUCCACUACGUUGCGGCCACAACGUCUCCGCGUCUUCGUGUCGACAACCGUGUCACGAUUUACAGCAUCUCGGGCCACGCCGUCUGCCGACUGGACUUCCCCGUGCUCUAUCGGGUGCUCGUGCGGCCGCCGUCUCCGUCGCUUGCCGCGACGUUGAACCAGAGACAGUCGCACCUUUUGCAGGCGUUUAUGGCGGAUUCCGCGCUCUUCCUCUCGCAACAUUUCUCGUCGCUCUCGCUGGAGAGCGCCGCGCGCUCGGGCGGCUUCGCAGACGCCACGCAAGGCGCUGGCGCGACGAAAAGCGUCUCGCCCACCCAACCUGUCUCCCGCGGCGUGUAUCGCCCCCCGGGCUCCACCGGCGCGCUCGCGGCGAGACUUCGCGCCGAACGCCAAGCGACGGUAAACGGAGGCAACGCAGCCUCUGCCGUGUGGCGAGCUGCGACGGCGACGCCUGCGAAGUCGAUUCCAGGCUUGGCGCAAAACUUCCCGCCCGGGUACUCCCCCCCCGGCGCCUCCGCCAAGGCUUCCAGUGGAAAGAGAAGAAAGUGA
This is a messenger RNA of Neospora caninum, 1854 nucleotides long. RefSeq lists its product as hypothetical. Bases 1 to 1854 code for a protein of 617 amino acids. Lineage: Eukaryota; Apicomplexa; Conoidasida; Eucoccidiorida; Sarcocystidae. The transcript has 9 exons. Gene Ontology annotation, biological process: translational initiation. Gene Ontology annotation, molecular function: translation initiation factor activity; ribosome binding; mRNA binding. Gene Ontology annotation, cellular component: cytosolic small ribosomal subunit. The record is from RefSeq and is a predicted model, not a curated record.